AUGGCAAAACUAAAAGACAUGUUCCCCGAGAACAAUGAGCUUGCAAGUUCUACAUACCAUACUAAAAAAAUGUUGUGUCCGAUGGGUUUGGAUGCAGAGAGGAUACACGUUUGCCCUAAUGAUUGUGUGUUGUAUCGAAAAGAGUACAAUGAGUUGCAAGAAUGUCCAAGAUGUGGGGAAUCUCGAUAUAAGGUGAGUGACAAUGGUGAUGCUACCAAUGAACCUGCCAAGGUACUAUGGUAUCUGCCUAUAGUUCCGAGAUUGAAACGCUUGUUCGCUAAUGCCAAAGAUGCUGAAAAUUUAACGUGGCAUGCUGACAAGCGCACAAAAGAUGAAAUGAUUCGACAUGUAGCCGAUUCCCCACAGUGGAAACAUAUUGAUGAUCAAUUCGAGGAAUUUGGUCGUGAAUCAAGGAAUUUGAGGUUAGGAUUAUGUACAGAUGGGAUCAACCCGUUUGGUAACAUGAGUAGCCAACAUAGCACAUGGCCUGUUUCGCUCGUGAUAUACAAUUUGCCACCUUGGCUAACCAUGAAGCGGAAGUACAUUAAGUUGUCAUUGUUGAUAUCAGGGCCUAAGCAACCUGGGAAUGACAUAGAUGUGUACUUAGCACCACUAAUUGAAGACUUAAAAAUGUUGUGGGAUGAAGGUGUGCCUGUGUUUGAUGCAUAUCGACAAGAGACUUUUACAUUGCGUGCCAUGAUAUAUUGCACAAUUAAUGAUUUUCCUGCAUAUGGGAAUUUAUCCGGUCACGUCACAAAGGGUUAUAAAGCAUGCCCUAUUUGUGAAAAUGAUACAAAAGCAAUUCAUUUAGAGAAAUGUAAUAAGCAGGCAUUUGAUGGAAAACCUGAGCAUAGAUCUGCCCCUAUUCCUCUAACAGGGAAGCAAGUCUAUGAACAGGUUAAGGACAUCAAUUGUGUAUUUGGAAAACCAUACAAAGCUACGACUGGCCAAGCUUGUUACAAAAAGAUGUCUAUAUUUUGGAGCCUUCCAUACUGGGAACAUUUGGAUGUAAGACAUUGUAUUGACGUGAUGCAUGUUGAGAAGAACGUAUUUGAUAGUCUUAUUGGCACGCUUCUAAACAUACCAGGUAAAACAAAGGAUGGAAAAAAUGCAAGGGAUGACAUGGUUAAAUUGGGAAUUCGACCGGAGUUGGAUGCUGUAAAGAAGGGAAAACGCAAUUAUUUACCUCCAGCUUGUUACACUUUAUCUAAAAAGGAGAAAAGGGUUUUAUGUCAGUCCUUACAUGGCGUGAAGGUUCCUCACGGGUAUUCCUCCAAUAUCCAGAGGCUUGUUUCGAUGAAAGACUUGAAAUUAACAGGCUUGAAAUCCCAUGACUGUCACAAUUUAAUGCAAGAGAUCUUGCCAAUUGCAAUCAGGUCUAUUUUGCCAAAAACAAGUAAAACACGCCUAUCAGUUGAUCACCCGAAUCAUUGA
Spinacia oleracea (spinach) is the source of this 1434-nucleotide messenger RNA. RefSeq lists its product as uncharacterized. The record is from RefSeq and is a predicted model, not a curated record. NCBI's taxonomy places the organism in Eukaryota, Viridiplantae, Streptophyta, Magnoliopsida, Caryophyllales, Amaranthaceae. The coding region runs from base 1 to 1434 and encodes 477 amino acids. The transcript is spliced from 2 exons.